Messenger RNA from Trichomonas vaginalis G3, 1174 nucleotides. Its product is annotated as DDE endonuclease family. The record is from RefSeq and is a predicted model, not a curated record. NCBI's taxonomy places the organism in Eukaryota, Parabasalia, Trichomonadida, Trichomonadidae. The annotation marks the transcript as partial. The transcript has a single exon.
AUGGAGUACAAGGAUGAUUCCGAGUUCUUGGAUGAUAUCCAGAAGUCCAAAACCCGAUCCAAGGAAAUCGUGAGAAUGCAAAUGCACUUAGCUUAUCUUGAUGAAUCAGAGCCCGCAAGUGAAGAUGAAAAUCAAGCACCAGCUAAUGCCGAAGAAUUUAAAGUUGUCAGAAAGUUUAGCUUACAAAAAUUCCUUGAGGCACACCCAAUCUUAAAUGUCAAAGACCUUUGUAACUUUUCUUUGGAUCAACUCUUGUAUUUAGUUGAUGUUGUUCGCGAGCAUGAGUUUUCAUCCAGACGCGGUCGGAAAAACGGUUGUGAUCCAUUAGAUGCGUUAUUCCUAACAUUAACUUACUAUUGCACUUAUCUUCCAUUGCAAAAAAUGUCAGGAAUUGUUAGUUUGAAACAGAGUUACCUCAGCAAAAUCAUUAACAAAACAACAAACAGGAUGUUCCCAAUUUUCAUUGCUGAAUUCAUUCCAAAACAAUAUUCUCCCUGUGACAAGGAGUUCGAUAACUUUCCAACAUGUGUUGCUGCAGUUGAUAGCUCUACUAUUCCUUUUACCGUUCCUCUUGAUCUUGCUGAGCGUAAAAGUUCAUGGGAUGCUAAAAACCAUUGCAAUGGUAUGAAGGUUCAAGUUCUUGUUAAUCCUUUAGGACAGGUAAUUCACAUGAAUACAAGUUUUUUAGCUUCAGUUCACGAUAAGAAAGUAUUUGAUUUAUCAGGAGCUUCAGAUUUUUUACAUGUCCAACGUGGAGUUGAAUCUGUUGCAUUAGGACUUCUUGCAGAUAGAGGUUACAUCGGUAUUCAGAAAUACCAUCCAACAGCCGUCAUUAUGCAAAGAGGUGAUGACGAAGAAGUUACAAAACGCAAUAAUGCGAUUGCACAUGAUCGCCAAAUUGUCGAACGCCGCUUUGCACGCGAUAAAAGUAAUUGGAGUGUCUUGGCAAUAGGAUAUCGUGGUGAAAAAGGCAAUCUUCCACUUAUUGUUCAAGGAUUGUUUGCUUUAGAUAACUAUCACAUCGAUUCCACACCUCUCAGUGAGAAGGAUAACUGCGAUUUUCCUUGCACUCCAAAAGAUGAAAAAGAAGCUGCAGCAACACCAGAACCAAAUGGUUCAGGAAGCCCAAUGCCAAAGCCAAGAUGUGUUCCAAAAGAUCUUUAUCUCCAAACUC